Knipowitschia caucasica is the source of this 1191-nucleotide messenger RNA. NCBI's taxonomy places the organism in Eukaryota, Metazoa, Chordata, Actinopteri, Gobiiformes, Gobiidae. The record is from the annotation of a GenBank genome assembly.
AUGAUCCGGAGACGAAAGAAGACUCCAGAGAGGACCGUUCCCCACACCAGGCUCCAGAGCGACGCAGAGCUCACGAGGCUGUACCGCUUUGAGAGUAAACUGGGAGAGGGGACGUACGGCGUGGUCUACAGAGCCACACAGUUGCAGACACAGACUCUCUGGGCCCUGAAGGAGAUCCACAAACCAGAGCCUGGACACUCGCGCUGGAAUCUUCUGGACAAUGAGAUCCAGAUCCUGCAGAAAGUGGACCAUCCGAACAUCGUGCUCCUGUCAGAGGUCCUGCACACGGCUCAGAAGAUGUACCUGGUUCUGGAGCUAUGUUCUGGAGGAGACCUGAAGCAGCUGCUGCAGAUGAGAAUAUUUCUGACCGAACACGAGACCAGAGCCAUCGUGCAGGCACUGGCCGACGUCCUGCUCUACCUGCACCGCAGAGAUAUCGCUCACAGAGAUCUGAAACUGGAGAACAUCCUGCUGAAGAACCCUGUGGAGGACGACCGCUCUCCCAUUGUCAUCAAGGUGGCAGACUUUGGUCUGGCUCUGCAGUGUGAAGGGGGACUGGCCUCGAUCGGGACCUUCAUCACCCAGGCCUGUGGCACACACACCUACAUGGCUCCAGAGGUGAUGAGUGGUCGUGGGUACAGCCAGAGUUGCGACAUGUGGAGCCUCGGAGUCAUCAUGUACCUGCUGUUGUGUGGCCAAGCUCCUUUUGAGGCCAGUUCCAAAAGCAGACGUCUGGAGAAGAUGAAGCGAGGAGUGGAGUUCCCCCAAACUCUAUGGGCGUCUGUGAGUCACACAGCUCAGACGGUCCUACCCAGUCUCCUGAGCCCAGACCCGGUCCAGAGGAUCACAGCCUUCCAGAUGCUGCAGAGCCCCUGGAUUACGGGAGACUUCAGUCGCCCACUGCCUCCAGAUUUUCAGGAGCGAGUGAGUGAGAAGCACGAGGGCAGUGUGUCUCCAGACUCCAGCCCCAGAGAGCACAAACCCCACAGUCCCGUCUGCAGCCAGAAUGAAGCGGAGAAUGGAGUUUGUCAAAAGCUGAUGAAGAAAUACCAGAGUGAAGCUUUGUCCCCCAAGACUCAAUCACCACCAGAUGUUGCCAAACCCUCCUCGAAGAGAAAAAUGUCCACGGUCCGAAAGAAGAGGAACAGCGGCCCCAAAAACACCGUGUCUGUGGAGACGAGCCGCAGCUGA